AUGACAUCCACCACCACCAUGAUCACUACAACAUUCCUCAUCUUCCUCUUCAACUCCACCACCGUGAAUUCGGCUUUCUUCAUACCUAAAACCGACGUAAAUCUUUUAGAGUUCCCACUGAAUCUCGAGUAUUUCGAAGCCGAAUACUUCUUAUUCGGAUCCAUGGGUAAGGGUCUGGACACUAUCGAACCCAGUCUAGCCGCAGGCGGCCCGCCACCCAUCGGCGCAAAACAGGCCAAUCUUAGUCUUCAUAUCAAAGACAUCAUCACUCAAUUUGGUUAUCAAGAAGUUGGUCACUUAAGGGCAAUUAAGAAGAGGGUACGAGGAUUUCCUAGGCCAUUGUUGAAUCUAAGUGCAGAAGCAUUUGGGACCGUUAUGAAUGCUGCAUUUGGGAUGCCUUUAUCUCCACCCUUCGAUCCUUAUGCUAAUGACAUUAAUUAUCUUAUUUCGUGCUACGUCAUCCCUUACGUCGGCCUCACCGGCUACGUUGGAGCAAAUCCGAAACUCCAUAGCCCAGUUUCAAGGAAGCUUGUUGCGGGAUUAUUGGGAGUGGAAUCAGGUCAAGAUGCGGUCAUUAGAAGCCUCCUUUAUGAACGGGCAAACAAAAAAGUGGUUCCAUACAAGAUAACUGUAGGCAAAUUCACACAAAAAAUAUCACAACUACGCGAUAAGUUGGGCAAGGACGGGUUAAAGGAUGAAGGACUUAAGGUACCCAUCAAACUCGGGGCAGAAAAGAAGAUACAAGGGAAUGUGUUAGCCGGUGACGAAGAUUCAUUGGCAUAUGGUCGAACACCACAAGAAAUACUAAGAAUAGUGUAUGGAACCGGAGACGAAAAAGCCCCGGGUGGGUUUUACCCGAAAGGGGGUGAUGGGGUUAUCGCGAAAAGCUAUUUAAGGCGUUGAUGAAUUUAGGUUAAAAUAUUUGCAAUAGAGCCCGUUGUAUUUUUAUUUCAAUAAACAUUUCAAGAUUUAUAUU
Helianthus annuus (common sunflower) is the source of this 976-nucleotide messenger RNA. Its product is annotated as desiccation-related protein PCC13-62. Bases 1 to 903 code for a protein of 300 amino acids. The record is from RefSeq and is a predicted model, not a curated record. NCBI's taxonomy places the organism in Eukaryota, Viridiplantae, Streptophyta, Magnoliopsida, Asterales, Asteraceae. The transcript is spliced from 3 exons.